Molecule: messenger RNA, 8172 nt
Organism: Varanus komodoensis (Komodo dragon)
Lineage: Eukaryota; Metazoa; Chordata; Lepidosauria; Squamata; Varanidae
Gene: NUMA1
Product: nuclear mitotic apparatus protein 1
Exons: 26
Coding region: 205-6687 (2160 amino acids)
Biological process (GO): establishment of mitotic spindle orientation
Cellular component (GO): spindle pole; centrosome; spindle microtubule
Molecular function (GO): microtubule binding
Source: RefSeq, a predicted model, not a curated record
GAGCGGAGCGGAGCGGCGCAGCAACUUUUCCUGGCUCCCCCCUUGGGCGGGCGAGCGAGCGAGCGAGUGCGCGCGCGCCGGGCUCCCUCCGCCGCCGCCGCCGCCGCCGCCCUGCACUUUCGCACCCCAAUGACGGAUUAAAAAUCUGCCGCCCUGAAACUGGCUGGAGAAGUCCGGUCGAGGGGAACCGGGCAAAGCACAAAGAUGUCUCUUCACAGCACAAGAGCCUCGGCUCUCCUCGCGUGGGUGAACAGUCUGAAGUUGGAUGACCCCCUGAGUGCCUUGUCUCAGCUCCAGGACUGCAGCACCUUCAUCAAGAUCAUUGGCAAAAUUCAGGGCACCGACGAGGGACAGGCGGUUUUGCAGCAGAGUUUGCAAGAGCGGGUUGCCUAUGUCGUCGGCUUUCUCGAGAAACUUUGCAAGCACAAAUCGACCAAACAGAACCUGGUAUCUGAGGAGAAGCUUUUGGCUGCUGAGGAACUGGAACUAGCCAAGGUGGUCACGCUGCUGCUUUACUACGCUUCCAUGAGCGAUAAGAUCCCCAGGGAAUGGGCCACGGUUGAGCACGAUCUCCAGACGGAGAUGGCCAAGUUCCUGAACUUUAUGCUGUACAAUGAAGAUUGCCUUGAUGAGAACCUGGAGAGCUUCCUUCAGAAGGAGAUGCCUCCGUCGCCCAGUCUCUCCAGCGCCCGCACGGAGGAGGCCACCCCGCCAAAGCGCGAGGUGCACUUCUUGUCGCUGCAGAAGAUCGCGUCUUCCUCCGGCCUGAACACGCUGCCUCCGGGGGCCUCUGCCUCCCCCGUGGGCGACGUCAUGCAGACGCCUCAGUUCCAGGUGAGGAGGCUGAAGAAGCUGCUGGAAGCUGAGCGGGAGAACCGAGACGACCUGGAGCGCGAGCUGGCUGAGGCCCGGAAGCUCCUCGAUGAGAAAGACACCCGAAUCCUGGUGAUGAAACAACGGAUUGACCGCCUGACCCUCCUCCAAGAGCGACAAGCAGCUGAUCAGCUGGAACCAAAGGAACUGGAGGAGCUCCGGGAAAAGAACGAGAGCCUCCUGAUGCGCUUGCACGAGACGCUGAAGCAGUGCCAGGACCUGAAAACGGACAAAGGCCAGAUGGACCGGAAAAUCAGCCAGCUGUCAGAGGAGAACGGGGAUCUUGCGUUCAGGCUGCGCGAGUUCUCCCGCACCCUCACGGAGCUGCAGGAGGCCAUGACCGAGCUCUCGGGGGAGCACAGCACGGCGCUGAGCGCGUGGGAGGAGCAGAGAAGCUGCCUGGAGAGCGAGCUCCGCGGCGCCCUGAGCGAGAAGAGGGGCCUGGAGGAGAACCUGGAGAUUCUGCAGGGGAAGAUCUCGCUGCUGGAGGACCAGCUGGCCACCCUGAAGGAGAGCUGCGCCCUGCCGGAGAAAGGCGAGGUCAUCGGGGACGUCCUGAAGCUCGAAGGCCUGACUCAGCAAGUGGCCCACCUGAGCAGCAAGCAGGCUGAGCUUCAGGCCACCGUCCUGCAGCUUGAGGAGGAGAAGCGCUCCCUGGAGGGCAGCCUGCAGUCGGAGAGGGGGAGCUUUGAGGCCGAGAAGCUCCAGCUGACGGGCCUCCUCGCCGACCUGCAGCAUUCCGCCUCCGAGGCCUCCCGGGCCAAGGAGAAGCUGGAGCAGGACCUGCAGGCGCAAGCGGAGCGCUGGACGGCAGAGAUCGCCACCCUGACCGGCUUCCUCCGCCAGAAGGACGAGGAGCUGCUGGCCCUGCAGCAGCAGGUGGAAGCGGAGCGGGGCCAGAGAGGCCAGCUGGCAGAGGACGCGCGGAAGAGCGGGCAGGAGUCCGCGGCGGCCCUGGCGGAGCUGCGCCACCAGGUGGAUCAGCUGAGCGAGCGGCUGAAGCAGAGCGACGAGAAGCUGCUGCAGGCAGAGGCCGCGGGGCGGGACGAGCGGCGCAAGGCCGCACGGGAGGCCGAGGCCGCGCUAAGGCAGCUGAAGGACAAAGAGGCGGAGCUGUGCGCCCAGGCCGAGCGGCUGCGGGUCCUGGAGCAGGCACAGAGCGCCUCUGCCGCGGAGGCCCAGCGGGAGAAGGCCGAGCUGAGCCAGAAGGUGCAGGAGCUGGGCGCGAGGGUCGCGGCCCUCACCGCCCAGUGCCAGCAGAGCGAGGCCCAGCUGGGAGCCGUGCCGGCCCUGAAGGCCCAGCUGCGCGAGGCCCAGCAGAAGCUGGCCGACAAGGAGAAGCUCUCCCGGGAGAACUCCCGUCUGCAGGAGCGGCUGCUGGUCCUGGAGGAGUCUGUCCGCAACACAGAAGGCAUCCUGGAGGAUGAGAAGAGGAGGGCGGCCGAGUCCCUGGAGGGCAACCUCAGGCGCAUAGCAGAGCUGGAGGAGCAGCUCCAGGAGCUGACGAGGCACCGGGAGCAGGCGGAGCAGGCGCUGGGCGAGGAGGGGGCUAAGCGGCAGGCGCUGGAGGGGCAGGUGCGGCAGCUGGAGGAGGAGUCCCAGGCCAAGGUGGAGGAGCUUCAGCGUCAGCUGGCAGAGCUGUCUGCCUCUGCCGCCCAAGAAGACCCCCGAGAGUGUGGGAGGCUGGAGGAAAAGAUCCGCGCCCUGAGCCGGGAGCAGGAGCAGACCCUCCAGAAGCUGCAGGCCGAGCAGGAGAAGGUGGCGGACCUGGAGGGCCGGCUGAAACGCCUGAGCGCAGAACACCGGGAGGCCUCAGCCGAGCUGCAGGCUGGCACGACGCGCGCGCUCUCCCAGGUCAGGGAGAAGGAGGCCGUGGAGGAGACGCUCAGGGCCGAGAUCGCCGCCUUGCAGAAAGCGGUGGCCGUGGCCCGCCAGGAGGUGGCCCAGGGCGAGGCCAGGGCGGCGAAGGACGGGCGCGAAGCGGCACGGGCCCUCGAAGCCGCCGCCCGGGACCUGGCGGAGGAGAAGCGCAAGGUGGCAGCGCUGGAGGCCAGGGUGAAGGAGCAGGGCGAGCGGAGCCACGAGGAGCUGGCCGCAGCGGAGUCCAGCCUCUCCGGCCUCCGCUCCGCCCUGGAGGAGAGGCAGCGCGAGGCGGAGCAGCUCGCCGGCCGGGUGGCGUCGCUGGAGGCCCAGUUGGAGGAGGCCUCGCAGCAGCACCGGCGCGAGCUGGCCCUGCGCGACGAGGAGGCGAGGCGGCUGGCCGGCGAGCAGGAGCGGGCCCGGGCAGAGCUGGCCGCGGAGAAGGCCGGCAGGGCGGCCCUGGAGGUCCAGCUGCAGAACGCCAGCAACGAGCACCGGGUGGAGGUCUCCGGGCUGCAGGAGGAGGUGGCCCGGGCCCAGGAGCUGGCGGGGGAGAAGGAGCGCGAGCUGGAGGAGCUGCGCCUGAAGAACGUCUCGCGCAGCGAGGAGCUGCGGGACCUGCAGAAGACGGUGAGCAAGCUGAAGGGGGAGCUGGCCUCGGUGGAGGCCCUGAAGGAGCGGGAGGCCAAGAUGGAGAGCGAGCUGCAGGGCUUCCUGGAGGUGGCCCGCACCCAGGAGGCCGAGAUGGACAGCAUCCGCUCCAUGGUCCACGCCAAGGACCUGUCCCUCAAGAGCCUGCAGGAGGAGAACCGGCACCGGGAGCAGGAGUGCGCCUCCAGCCGGGAGCUGUGCGAGCGGCGCCAGCAGGAGUGCGAGGCGCUCCGCGGGCAGCUGGGCCGGCUGGAGCGCCAGUGCAAGGAGCAGCAGGGCGCCGUGGCCAAGCUGGAGAAGGGGGCGGCCGCCGCCGAGCAGCAGCAGCGGGCCGAGCUGGAGGUGCUCCGGCGGGAGGCGGCGCAGCACAGGCAGCGGGUCUCCGAGCUGGAGGCGCUGCGGGGGGCCUCCGAGGCCGCGCAGGGCACCGCCGUCGAGCAGCUGCGGCGGGAGCUGGCAGAGCAGGGCGAGGAGCUGGCCCGGAGCAGGGCGGCCGCAUCGAGCGCCGAGAAGGAGCUGGCCGCCCUGCGCGCCUCGGCGCAGGAGAAGGGCAAGGCCGAGGAGAGCUGGAAGGAGCAGAUGGCGCGCUGCCUGCAGGAGGGCGAGCGGAAGGCCGGCCUCAUCGGCAGCCUGGAGCAGGAGAUGGCCAUCAUGCACCGGCAGCUGCUGGAGAAGGAGGCCGAGAGCAAGGACCUGCGGCGGCUGGUCCUGGCCGAGUCCGAGAAGAGCAAGAAGCUGGAGGAGCGGCUGCGGCUCCUCCAGUCGGAGAUGGCGACGGCCGCCUCCCGAGCCGCCGAGCGGUGCUCCGCCAUGAAAGUCGAGGCGCAGAGUGCCCAGGAGCAGGCGGAGAAGCUGCGGGCAUCUGCGGAGGCCCUGCGGAAGGAGGUGGGCGCGCUCUCCAAGCGGGAGGAGGGCCUCCGCGAGGAGCUCAAGACCUGGCAGGAGAAGGUCUUCCAGAAGGAGCAGCUGCUCUCCGCACGGGAGCAGGAGCUCUCCGGCGCCCAGGCCACGGUCGCGGAGCUGCUGCCCGCCCAGCGGCUGUGCCAGCAGCUGCAGGCCGAGCAGGCCGCCCAGGAGCGGAGGCACCGGGAGGCGGUGGAGCAGCUGCAGGCCGAGCUCGCCCGGGCCCGGCUGGAGCUGCCGGAGCUGCUCUCCGCCAAGGAGCGCUGCCUGCAGCAGGAGCGCACCGUCCAGCAGCUGCGGGCGGAGAACAGCGGCCACGCCGAGCAGCUGGCCACCCUGCAGCGGGCCCACGCGCAGCUGACGGAGGAGCACCGGGCGCUCGGCGAGAGCUCCGGCCACGGGCUGCAGCGCCUCGGCGCGGAGCUGGCGCAGGCCAAGCAGAAGCACGCCCAGGAGCUGGAGGCCGCGCGGCUUGACUCCGAGAAGCGCCUGGCGCUGAGCAAGCAGGAGGCCGAGGAGGCCCGGAGGAGGCUGGAAGCCGUGACCGCCAAGCACGAGGAGGCCAGGCAGCAGCUGCUGGUGCAGGUGGAGCAGCUGGAGGCUUGUCAGAAGCAGCACGCCAAGCAGGUGGACGAGCUGAAACAGAAGCUGGCUCGGCAAGACAAGGCCGGCCAAGGCCAGCAGCAGAGGGCAGAGGCGCGCGAGAAGGCCCUCCUGGCGGACAUCGAGCGGCUGAACGAGAAGACGGCGGAACUGCAGGGGCAGCUGGCGGAGAAGGAACAGGCCGCCGAGCACUACAAGGCCCAGGUGGAGAAGGCCAGGACGCACUACGACGCGAAGAAGCAGCACAACCAGGAGCUGCUGCAGAAGGUGAAGCACCUGGAGCAGCUGGAGGAGGAGAAUGCCGGGCUGCGGGCCGAGUCGGAGCGCCUGGCCAAGGAGCUGCAGCACGUGGUGCUGCAGGCCAAGGAGUCGGAGCUCAACUGCAAGAGCCUCAGCAGCCGAGUGCGGACCCUGGAGGCGCAGGUGCAGUUUGCUGAUCGCCAGCUGCGAGGGCAGGGGAAGCCCCAGGCGGCCACGGACAUCUUGAAGCGCCGCGAGACCUUCAGGCAGGGCUCGGCCGACAUCAGCUCCGACAGCCUGGAUUUGAGCACCGGCGACGAAACGCAGCUGCUCAGCUCGACCGGCCGGAGGACCCGCCGGUCGCUCUCCGAAUCCGGGGCCUCGGAGUCUUCCAAGGCGCCGCACGAGCUGCCCCACAAGGUGGAGUCUCUGGAGAGCCUCUGCUUCACGCCCAUCCCCACGCGGGCGCGGUCCAAGCUGGAGGGCAGCCUCUCUGCCGUGGGCGACGUGUCCUUCGAGUCGGGGCGGAAGAGCCUCUCGGGCCGCCGGCGCACAACGCAGGUCGUCCACAUCACCAUGACCAAAAAACAGGCCGAGCCGGACACCCCGUACAGCGCCAGCGAGCCCUUCAGCCUGCAGCCGGCCGGGUCUCAGGCAAGCGCCCCCAGCCAGGAGUCGGUCAAGACCCGCCUGCGCUCCGCAGCCUCCUCCUCCACCCGCUCGCUCGCCAGCCUCCCCUCUCAGGAGUCCCUCGCCCGGCUGGGGGCCUCUUCCCCCAGCGACGCUGCGGCCAACGCUGCCCUGAUGAACCUGCCCGGCUACCGGCCCGCGACCCGCAGCUCCAUGAGGCGCUCCCAGGCCGGCGGGGCGAGCACCGGCCGGCGCAGCAGCAGCUUCUACGUGGGCACGUGCCACGAGGAGCCCGAGCAGCUGGACGACUGGAACCGCAUUGCUGAGCUGCAGCAGCGCAACCGAGCGUGUCCCCCGCACCUGAAGACCUGCUACCCGCUGGAGUCCAGGCCCUCUCAGUCGCUGACGACCAUCACGGACGAGGAGAUGAUGACUGGGGACCCCCGGGAGACCCUCCGGCGGGCCAGCCUGCUGCCCACGCAGGCCCCCGAGGGCCCCCUCACCCGCCGCAGCACCCUGAGCGCCGCCUGGGCCGGGGGGGGCGUUGCCACGCGGCAGCAGAGGAAGCGCGUCUCGGAGGCGUCCCAGCUGGGGCCGGGGACCCCGGAGUCCAAGAAGGCUGCCAGCUGCUUCCCGCGGCCCCAGACCCCCAAAGGGAGGACCGAGGAGGGCAAGCACAGCGCCCACGCUGCAGGGAAGAAGGGCAAAGCCCAGGCGCCCGGCAAGCAGUCGGAGAGGCGCCAGUCGCUGGCAUUCAGCAUCCUGAAUACUCCCAAGAAACUGGGCAGCAGCCUCCUGCGCCGCGGGGCGAGCCGCAAAGCCACUCCCAGGAACUCUCCCCGGGGCAGCAGCCGCAGGUCCCCGCGGGCAGCCGCGUCUCCCCAGAGCAAGGCAAGCUCCAGCGCCCCGAAGAGCACGAAGUACUGAGCCGCGUCUCCGGGCCGCAAGCGCUUUCCCGUGUGCCGCGUCUCCGGAGGGAAGGGAGCGCGGUGCCGGCCAGCCCUGUCUCCGGCGGCCCCUCCCGUGCUGCAGGCCCCCCACCUCCUCACCACCAGGAUGCCUCCUGGUGCCCCCGCAGAGCAGAGUGCGGUGACGGGGGCGCUCUCACCCGCGGCGCACGGUGCGCCUGUGCGCUGGGGAGCUGGGAUGGGCCCCACGCCAUUCCAGCUGGUGCCCAGGCGGUCUGGGAGGAGAGACCUUUGCACGGCUGGGACGGGAGUGGCGUUGCCAGCAGGCGCCGCACAGCGAAGGCCGGGGGCGCAGAGUGGGAGUUGGGGCUUGCCCCCCCACGCCCGCCCCCCGCAGGCCUCGCCCGCCCGGGCAACGCCCUCCGAUGAGCAGCCGGCUCUCCCCGGCCCGGAGCCCCAGCGCAGGCCCCACCUCUCCAUGGGCACGGCGGGGCUGCCCCGUCGCUGCCGCGGACUCCCAGGGCGGCUCCGUGGAGAGCUCCCCCGCCCAGCCCACUCUGCGCCCGUGCAAGUUCUCCGUUGCAAGGUGUCCCUUCCCCAGUGGAACUCCCAUCUGCGGAGACCGGGGGGCACGGAUCCAGCAGAGGCCUCCGGAACAAGCUGCCGGCCCUUUUUCAGCAGGCCGGGAAACCGGCUGGCGCGCCGGGCUUUGCCCCGGCCACCUUGGGCUCCAGCACCUUUGGGGCAUCUCCACGCCUGUCAGCAGCAAAACUACGCAGCACAGGCAGGGUCUCCGGCCACUCUCGGGGGCGGGGGGCGGGCAGCUGUCUUCAAAUCCCCCGCUUGCCGUCGGCAGGAGGGGUUCCGCAGAGCUGUGGCUGGCGCACGCCUUCCCUUUGUCCCGCAGGCUUUACUUAGCUGUGUCGCUUUGUAUCGUACUCUGUAGGCCCUGGGGUGGAGUGGGGGGGGGGUUCAGUGCAGUGUUCCUCUUGGCAGGGGCUGUGGGUGGGGGCCGCUGGGGCCGGCUCUGUCCUGCCAGGGCCGGGGCGCUCUGGGGUGCGGUUUGGCAGAAAGGUCUCCUGCACACCCCCCAGUGAGGGCCACGCGGGAGAACAUCUGCCGGGUCGCGUCCCGCGUGCGAUCGCCGUUCCUUCGCCCGGGAGAGAGCGGCCCCUCCUUGCCCCGUGUGGCACCUGUCCCAGGUGAGUGCCGCAUCCCUGGCCCGGCUCUCCGCAGGCGCGGCCUGUUUGCCUCGAUGCCAGCCGGCCGUGCCGGUGCGGAACGUGGGAAGGAGAGGCGCAGGGCCGAGCUGGGCCCGGCCAGAGGGGCUUCGGAGCGGCCGGCGCUCCUCGGCGGGGUUGCCCCAUGCAUUGGUUCCAGGACACUGCCUGAGCGCAGCCCUCCCUCGCGACUGCCUGAUACUCGCCUUUGUAGAGAGAUUAGCUAUCAAACGUGUCAUUUUGAAUAAUGUUUCUACUUGUAAAUAAAUGGUAUUUUUCUCCCA